CUGAACACCAACAUCAACCAUCUUGCUCCAUAGUGCUCUGAUUCCCCAAAUUUUAGGAGGGAAAAUACACCAUCAUGACCAUCAGAUCUCGCCUCAGGGAAGGUGUGAGUGGCCGGGGGUGGCUGGUGUGUCGCUUGUGGGCGUGUCGCGGAGGUGUGGGCGUGGCGCUUGUGGUAGUGGGCGUGUUUUACACCCUCACUCGCACGUACACAGAUUAUUUGCUACGCUCAUUGGAAGGCCCCAUAGAGGAAGAUAAUCCAGAAUUACUGCGGUACAUAAGAGCAGAGUUGCUGAAGCCGCCCUCCAGCGAGCCUUAUAAUCUCUUGGGGAAGAAAAACAUCGCUUCGCGCGAGCCUGAGAAGAGCGAGAUGUUUUAUAACGAGACACUGAGGACACUCUUCAACGGCAAGCGUGGUGGAUUCUUCGUGGAGGCCGGGGCGCUUGACGGGGAGACCAUGUCCAACACGCUGUGGCUAGAGCAGGAGGCCGCCUGGGAGGGUCUCCUGGUGGAGGCAGAUCACAUCGCCUUCCUCGAACUUGUCUCCAAGCACAGGAGAGCCUGGGUAGCCAACGUCUGUCUGGCUCCCAACCCAUACCCCUCCAAGGAGAUGUUCAGUAUUCUUCCUCACUUCCCCGGUCCUAUGGCUUGGGGUCUGGGCUUCAAGACGAGGGCCAUGCACGGACUCACUCGCUUCUCCAGCAACAAAGCGAUCGGUAACUCGUGGUUCCAGAAGGUGCAGUGCGUGCCGCUGGAGUCCCUCCUGCUGGCGAUGGGAGUGACCAGGGUCGAUCUUCUUGUACUCGACGUCGAAGGCGCAGAGCUUGCUAUCUUGGGCCAUUUUGACCUGCAAAAAUUCGACGUCCAGGUUGUCUGUGUAGAGUGGAAGAAGGCGGAUGAACUGGAUGAGGUGUCGAGGCAGCUGAGUGAACGAGGGUACCAGGAGGCAGCCAGGGACUUCGAGGAUCUUAUACUCAUUAAGAAGGGGUCAGAGUUCCAAGGUCGACUCCCUAAGAACAGGAGAAGAUAAUAAGGAUGGGGGAAGCACUGUAACAGGCCUACUGGCUCAUGAUAGUCAAGUAACAUUUAUUAUUAUUAUUAUUAUUCAGUUAAGCACUAAUGUAUGCCUAUAAUAACUGUGUUUAGUGCUGCCACUGAGUAAAUGUAUAACCGGAUGCAAAGUCAUAGAUAUUACUUGACUUACCCAAAAACUAAAAUGGGGAAAAAUCCUUUAUUAGGCUAUCCCAAGUUAAAUCUACUUAACUUAAUAUUUAGCUAAAUGCUCAGAAAAUACAUUUUUUUUUUUUAAGAAUGGUCUUUAUGGGAUAUAUUGAGGCACAAGUACAUUAUGUAGAUUUACAGGAGGAUAACCUAAUGAAGUCAAAUAAUUUCUGUAUGCCGUAUCUCUGUGUCUCUAAAGACAGGGAGCCAGGGCCGGGUCAUCAUCUGGAAAAGACCCGGACCGGGAGAGUACCGGCGAAUCAAGAACAAACAAGCCAAGACCACUGCAAGAAUUGAAACUUAUUUCUCUUAUGUU
This is a messenger RNA of Cherax quadricarinatus, 1535 nucleotides long. RefSeq names its product protein Star-like. Lineage: Eukaryota; Metazoa; Arthropoda; Malacostraca; Decapoda; Parastacidae. The record is from RefSeq and is a predicted model, not a curated record.